AUGAUGAAAAAACAGCAAAUUCUUGGCAUUUCAGUUGUGCAAGAUUCACCUCCUGAUAUAGAAUUAUUAGAAAAAAAAGCUGAAAUAAUCAGCAGAGAUUUUCAAAAUAGUUCAUUUGAUGAUCCACAUUUUGAACGAUUAUGGUUUGAGACAUAUGAAUAUCGAAAAAAUUUUAUAAAACAAAACACAGUUGAAGAUAUUUUAAAACAAUUUCCAGCUUACUCAAAUUCAUCUAUGAUUUUAGCAGAUGUUAAAAUGUUAACAGGUAUUGAUUUGAGCCAUUCAGUUCAAGAAAAACUUGAUACACUUGCUGAUAAAAUCUGUACUACAACUAAAUUUCCAACCGAUAGUUCAUGUGUUCGCUGUUUAAAGGUAUUAUGUGAAUUAUUGAAUGAUUCUUGGAAACAUUAUAUCUAUUUCUAUCCUGAAAAACUGGCUUCUCCACAACCAUCGAUCGUAGUUGAAGAUGACAAUAUAAAAAUCUAUGUUGAUGGGUGUUAUGUAUGCUCAUCAAAUUCAAUAGAAGGUAUUGCUGUACUUAUUGGUCUAUAUUGUUUGAUGAAUCUCAAGUUUCAUCCUCAUCGUACUACUUCAAGAUUUAUAUACGUUUAUUUGAUGAGUGAUAAAUAUCAACAAUCAAAUAUUAUUCGUCGAUUUUGUAAAGAAUACAAUAUCGAAGUUCAAGAUAAACCCAUACUAACAUCUGUUUCUCGACCUGAACGAAUAGAAAAUAAUGAAUUAUUAGUUGACGAUGAUACUACAAAUGAUAAUAAUGCUUUAAUAAAUAGUCAUGAACAAAAUAAUAGUACACAAAUAUCUGAUCAGAUUCACGUGUUGCAAUUUCCACCAAUUUCACCUGAUCAACAAAGUCCAUCAAAGAGAAAAGCAAAUCAAAUAUGUGAAUCUGAACAAUCACUUACAGAAAAUUAUCCACCAACUAAAAAACCUGCACGAGCUACUCGCCGUAAACGAUGA
Rotaria sordida is the source of this 975-nucleotide messenger RNA. NCBI's taxonomy places the organism in Eukaryota, Metazoa, Rotifera, Eurotatoria, Philodinida, Philodinidae. The record is from the annotation of a GenBank genome assembly.